Molecule: messenger RNA, 2451 nt
Organism: Aspergillus calidoustus
Lineage: Eukaryota; Fungi; Ascomycota; Eurotiomycetes; Eurotiales; Aspergillaceae
Source: the annotation of a GenBank genome assembly
AUGUUUCCAGCGGGGAAUGUGAGCUUGAGGACGGUCAGCUCAAGCAGGCCACAGUUAUUUCGGACCGAGUCGCAACAAUCCGCUGCUGCCUCGGACGACUACUACUCCCUCUCGAGCCGUACCUCUGCCACAAGAUCUGCGAGUGGUGGCAGUCGAGCGACAGUUGUGCGAUAUGCGACACCUAAUUCACAUCCGAUAUCACGAAAUUCCUCCCCGGCAGUCUCGCGCACGCUGUUGGCCCCGCCAUCAGCUGUUCCAAGGAACGAGCAGAAUCCGAGUAUACCAGCCGAGCAGCGGGAUACUUUUGUGACCAACAUCGAUAGUACCACCCAGUCGGAUGAGAAGCGUGAUACACAUCUGAUCUCCUUUGACGGUGCUGGAGGAGAGGCCGUGCGCGACAGCUAUGCGGGACGGGAGCCAACACCGGGCGUGGAUGACUCGCCAUACAUCCGUUUCGCUAUCAGCCAGCUCACACGGGAAGGGGAGGCUGGGCAUCCGAGGAGGUCGAGUGAAAGUGGGAGCGAGUCAACUCCAACCGGGCAUUUAUUAUGGGAUGGCACCUUGGGACAUUUUGUCCGUGCCGUGACACCACCGACCCAGCAGCAGCAGCAGUUGCCACCAGAAAGGAGCCCUCAGGACUCUGUUGAUCCGGAGGCAUUCGUUCCCGUCAAUGAUCCUCCAGAAGGAAACUUGAUCUACCCUCCGCUUGAUUUCGUGCCAAUUCCGCUUCGGCCGUGGGCACUGGGUAUUGUUAUACUCUGUGUGCUUCUUAUGAUCGCAGGCAUUGCCUUUAGCAAUGUUUGGUCCCAAGAUAACCAAGGGAUCUGGGGUUACAAUGGACGAAGCGGCGCAAGAUACUUUGUUGUACAGUUUCUUCCUCAAAUUCUUGGGAUCAUCAUCACAAUUUCGACAUUCGUCGUUCAAGCGGCCGUAUAUCGCGUAAUGCCUUUUGCGAUUAUGGGAUCGGAGCGCCCCCUUGAGAAGGUCCUACAGGGCCUACCGAUUGUGCCAAAGAACUUCCUACUUCCCGAUCUCUCGCACAUUAUCCAUGGCGAGGCUUUGGUGGGAUUUUCACUAUUUACGAUUUGGCUUUCCAACAUCAGCGCAGUGCCCUUGCUAAGCUGUUACUACCAGGUAAAAUGGGCUUCUAUAAAUGGUGAAGGAGGAUGGCGCUGGGCUGCAGUGGAGGCAAUCGGCUGGACGCUGGUCGCGGUAUACGGUCUUCUGACGCUAGGGCUGACUAUCUUAAUGCUGCGGUUUCUCCGUACAUGGUCGGGCUUGAUGUGGGACCCUGUCUGCCUGGCGGACUUGAUCACUGUUAUUCAGCGUUCGAACGUGCUACCGGACUUUGACUAUUCAGAGACGGCUUUCAAUGUUGGCAAAACACUGAAAUCAAGAGUGCUUCGACUCGGCUACUGGCAGCUAUCUAAAGGACGCCACCCGGAGAUUUUUUACGGAAUUGGAGAGGAUGGUGGAACGGUUGGAAACCCCUCUCUGCAUCUUGUGGCGAAGAACCGCCGAGAACAUCUUUCAAAGGUCUCUUUCGAUGCUGAAAAGCGGGGUGCUGUCGGGAAAGAAGAUUCUCAGGAUAUCUACUCUCCAACAGUUCGUUACCGGUGGACUCCGUGGUUCCUCCGGAAGCCUUUUGUGAUCGCCUGGAUAGUGAUACUCUGUGGACUAUUCAUUGCGUUCGUCAUUGUCAGCUUUGUUAACAAUGCUGUCGAGGACGGGUUUUUGCCGCGUCUAUCAACUCGACCGUCAUCAAGUGCAUUUUCUUCGUCAAAUUUCCUGUUCAGUUUUAUUCCGGCACUGAUUGGAAAUUUUCUAUUUCUUGCAUGGCAACACAUCGAUACUUACUUUCGUGCGCUUCAGCCGUACGUGAUGUUGUCCUCCCCCGACGGUGCUUCCGCGGAGCAAAGUCUUCUCCUGGCGUACCCCUCUCUUUUACCGUUCGAGGUAACUAUCGCAGCGGUUCUAAACAGACACUACAAGGUCGCUUGGAUAUCUCUGAUUAGCGUUGUUUCCUGUGCCCUUCCAAUUCUGGCUGGAGGCGUCUUCAUCGCGCUUACAUACCCAGAGAAUGAGAUUAGGGUUACCCCACUGAUGCCAGCCUUUUACGCCAUAGUGGUAUUCUGUGCUGUGUACAUGGCUUCUUUUCUGGCAAUUUGGCCUGGUCGCUACCGCUAUCUGCCUCACGACAUCAGCACUCUCGCUGAUCAAAUGAGUUUUCUCUACCAGAGCCCUCUGCUCUCAGACAAGUUACUUCGUGAGCCACGGAGCAAAACGGAUCUUGUCACGCGGCUGGUCAUCGCUCCACCGGGCGACCAGGAGUAUCCGAGGUAUGGCUUCGGCAUAUACGUGGGGCGCGAUGGUACAGAGCAUCUGGGAAUUGAUAGGUAUAGUCGACCUGGUCGGGCGGAUAUGCUCAUUACGACAGGAUCUAUGAAGUGA